Molecule: messenger RNA, 1188 nt
Organism: Rhizophagus irregularis DAOM 181602=DAOM 197198
Lineage: Eukaryota; Fungi; Glomeromycota; Glomeromycetes; Glomerales; Glomeraceae
Source: RefSeq, a predicted model, not a curated record
AUGGAUUAUAAGUUGUAUGAAACCCUCAAUCGCCUACCCGGCUUAUUCGCCAUCGCAGCAACCAUGUUUUUUGGGAUCAUUAUAAUUGUCAUAUUUAUUGUACGAAUUUUUCAAUUUCCCCACCUCCGUCAAAAGUAUUGGCAGCAUGACAAUACUCAAAGCAUUCCCACAAGGAUACUUAAGACGAUCAUUUUCUUGCUUUUGGCUGCCGGCUUGAUAGGAGUCAUCUCAUACAAUGUUUACAAAAUGAAAAAUGAUCCCCCAAAGUUUUUAGUGACUGUAGAAAGGAGUAAAGAACCUCCAUCUAUACUUAUUUGCCAAUCCGAUGAUAUAACGUUUAAUACGGUCAGAUAUUAUAACAGUUUUAAUUCUUUUGUUAAUUAUCCUAAGCAAAACUUUGAUUUAAGCGGUGAUUUUAAACUUUUUCAAAGAGAAAGUGAUGGUAAUUGUACUUUCUUUAAUAGUACAAUGACAAUGGAUAAUCCUGGAGGAUUUUAUCUCCUUGGUUUUAGUAAAGUUUUAUUAGAGCUCUUUAAUGGUAUGAGUGGUAGUGCCAGCAUCAUUAGUAUUUACAUUGGUGACACAAACAAUGAGAUGAACUGGAACUUACCCAUGCCUCAAGGGAACAAAUUUAGUGAUGUAGGGUUUCUACUUGCCAGUAGUAGUGGUAUUUUCCAAUAUACAGAAACUUGGCAUAAAGCUUUAAAUGGAAUUAACUAUCGAGGUUUCCAAAUCACCUCUAUAGGAAAUUUUCUAUUUGACUUAGUUUCUGUUGAUGAUAACCCUAUGCAGUCAUCAACAUGGAUUGGACUCAUCGCACCGACAAACGUCAUAGCACAGGUUGAAAACCCAUCCCUCACACUAGCUGACCUUUUAAGUAAUGUCGGUGGUUACCUUUCCAUCUGGGCAAUUUUCGGCUUUCUCUUUGGUGUUAAAAAGGCAAACCCGUUCGGGUUUGUGUCAGACUUUAUAUUCAUAAAUCAGGAUAAGGCAAAACUUCGUAAGGAAUUAGAUAAAAUGAAAAAUGAUAGGAGUUCAAAAUUAAGUAAUUUAGAAAUAGGGGAAGAAGAUAAUACUAUCGAAACGAAUAGUCUCUCCAAUCAAUCUACUGAGCUAAGAAACCUGCUUGCAAAAUACUAUGUUGAUAUGGAUUUCUACGAACAUGCGGUUAAGACACCUGACGUGUAA